Brassica napus (rape) is the source of this 1568-nucleotide messenger RNA. RefSeq lists its product as uncharacterized. NCBI's taxonomy places the organism in Eukaryota, Viridiplantae, Streptophyta, Magnoliopsida, Brassicales, Brassicaceae. The record is from RefSeq and is a predicted model, not a curated record. Bases 392 to 1432 code for a protein of 346 amino acids. The transcript is spliced from 2 exons.
AUUUGUCUCUAUUGCUCUAGACUUGUGAAUAUUCUAUCCUGGAAUAAGGUCCAAUUUCAGCCUUGUUUAUACCUGGAAAAUCGUUAUACUAUUUUAUGCAAAAACCAAUAUAUUCACUCCAGAUAUAUAUAAUAAAAAAUUGUCAAAAAUAAUUGAAGAAAGGCUGCCCAUGUGGGCACUUCCAAGUAAUCUCCAGAAUCGAUGCUUCAAAUACAUUGGAUGUUACUAAAACAACACAUAUAUGAACAAACAAACACCCACAAAAGAAGAUCAGAAGACCCGAUCUUUGUUAUAAACACACAACUUCUUUCUUUUUAGAAUAUCUUGUCUUCAUUUUCUUAUAACUUUCUAGUCUUUCUCUACUUUUUUCAGUCUCUAGUUUGAAAAGGAAAUGGAUCUUGUAAGUUCGAGUGAAUCAUUUAUUGAUGAUCUUAUAGAAGAUUACUGGUUCUUUGAGAACUUAUUUACCAGGAGAUCGAGAGCCUUAAGGGAUUGUCACUCAGAUCCUUACCCUUCUUCUUCUUCUUUGAGUUGUCAUGAAAAAAUGGGAGAUUCAGAUGAGAGGAAGUAUCUAGAAGCUUCCACAGGGCGAUGUUUGAACAGGGCAGCUUCGAUAGAUGGAAGAGAAGGAGGAUCCAAGAAGAAGCAGUUGUCUGAAAAUAUUAUGGUUCAAGAACAGACACCAGUUAUGUCUUUCUUGCAUAAGAAGGAACCUGUGGUUCUUCCCAAAUCUGGAUCUCGCUCGGCUCCGGGGAAGAUUCAAGAACCUUCCACAGAGCGCAGUUUGAUCCGGGCACCUUCUUUGCCACCUCGGAUAGACAAAAGAGAAAUGGAGUUAGAGGCAAAGAAGAUGAUUAAUAAGCUGACACGGCAGUUCUCUGAGAAGAUUAGGGUUCUAGAACCAACGACAACAACGAGUGAUCGUUUCUUGCAGAAGAAGAAAACACUUGCUCCAAAGAAAGCUAGUAGUACUGAAAGGAACAGAAGAGGAGCUGAUAAUAGUAGCAGUGUCAAGAUUAGUUUGCAAAGAACUCAAACGAUGCCAAAUAACAUUAGAAGAGGAGAAGAAGAACUUGAAGAUCAAGAAACCGACUCAAGAAUGGGAUUCUUGAUCCGUGAAGCUCUUGCAAGCUCACAAAAUGCUCAAAAUGUCUCAGGCAAUGAAAGGCAGAGACCACCGAGACACUUGAAGCCAGAAGCAACUGUUUUGGUCAAACAAACAAGCCCAAGUCCCAAAACGCUGCGUAAAACGGUAAGCAGCAUAGAAACAGCCAAAGAGAUUCAAGGUUAUGAUGAUCAAGUGGUCGAGCCGCGUGUUGUGAACGGGUUAGCUACACCACCUAGGGUUCCGAAGGAUACAAGGAAAGAAAUGAAGGAUCAGAUCAAGUUUUGGGCUCGAGCUGUAGCUAGUAAUGUCCGACAAGAGUGCUGAAAAUUCUUCUAAUUACACUAAUUAACUCUGUUCUUGUAUGGCACUAUUCCGUACAAAUGAUUCUUAUCUUGAACUCUAUUGUGUUUAUUUUCUUUCUGAUCCUCCUGAAAUAAUGAGAUUCUUCUGUUUAUGUGAU